CUUCACUUGGGUCUUUUCUACACAGCAUCUGAACAUCUAGCUAGCAUAAUGGGUUCGAUAGUCCUACCACACUUGCCUACCGCUUGGCAUGUCGACCAGGCAAUUGUCUCUGAAGAUGAACGCCUUGUCGUGAUUAGAUUCGGUCGAGACCACAAUCCUGACUGUAUUCGCCAAGAUGAAGUUCUCUACAAAAUUGCGGAGCGCGUCAAGAAUUUCGCGGUCAUCUACCUCUGCGAUAUUGAUCAGACACCAGAUUUCAACGCGAUGUACGAAUUAUAUGAUCCAAUGACAAUUAUGUUCUUUUUCCGCAAUAAACACAUGAUGUGUGAUUUUGGAACCGGAAACAACAACAAGCUCAACUGGGUAUUAGAGGACAAGCAGGAGUUGAUUGAUAUUAUCGAAACUAUUUACAAGGGCGCAAAGAAAGGGCGUGGUCUGGUGAUCAGUCCCAAAGAUUACUCGACAAGGUACAGAUACUGAGAUGAUUCCUGCUUCAAGCGACCGUCGUUUCCAGGCCGCCCGCACUUUCGACAUACUACAAGAAAACGAACGUUUGGGGAUUUGAUUGUUUACGGGUACGAAUUAUGAUAUUUGACGAUCGGUUUUCAAAGGCAAGCUCUGUCGUUCUAGCCGGAGUAAUCAACUUUUAUUAAUCAACCUAGAGCCCUCCAG
Molecule: messenger RNA, 672 nt
Organism: Penicilliopsis zonata CBS 506.65
Lineage: Eukaryota; Fungi; Ascomycota; Eurotiomycetes; Eurotiales; Aspergillaceae
Exons: 7
Coding region: 49-480 (143 amino acids)
Biological process (GO): mRNA splicing, via spliceosome
Cellular component (GO): U4/U6 x U5 tri-snRNP complex; U5 snRNP; spliceosomal complex
Source: RefSeq, a predicted model, not a curated record